UGUCAAAAAAUGACUGAUGAUUUUUGUUCUUCAUGAAUUUUUUGCGAAGUGUCUACGUGUGAAAUAGAUAUUUUAAUCAACGUAAUUGCAAUGUCGUUUUCAGAUUUAUAUGCUAAAUAUAAUUGUACAUAUUGUCAAGAGGAAAUAAAUGGAGUCCGUAUAAGAUGUGCUGAGUGUUUAGAAUUUGAUAUCUGCUUGCAGUGUUUUUCCUUCGGUGCUGAAAUAGGAUCACAUAAAAAUGAUCACUCAUAUCAGUUUAUGGACUCUGGUGCCUUUGGUAUAUUUUUGGGACGCAGCAGUUGGUCUGCAAAUGAAGAAGUUAGACUGUUAGAUGCAAUUGAACAAUUUGGUUUCGGAAACUGGGAGGAUAUUGCCAAACAUAUUGAAACACGAACUCCAGAAGAGGCCAAAGAUGAAUAUAUCACGAGGUACUUGGAGGGUAGCAUUGGACGGGCUACAUGGGGCAAUGUGGAGAGCACAUCUCGCCCAUCACUACACUGUGCAGAGAGAGACGAAGGACCACUUGGUCCAAGUGCAGUGUCACGGCUUCCACCUCUUGCCAUCACAACAGAAGAAGCAACACAGUUGGGUUAUAUGUCCAAUAGGGAUGAUUUUGAAAGAGAACAUGACCAUGAAGCAGAACAAUUGAUUUCUGCUUUAUCUCUUAAUUCUGAAGAUGAUGAGCUAGAUGUUGCUUUAAAACUGUCACAAGUGGAUAUUUAUACAAGGCGCCUGAGAGAGAGAACAAGAAGAAAAAGACUGGUCCGAGAUUUUCAGCUAGUUUCUAUGUUUUUUAACAAUCAGAGAAACAAACAGAGAACAUUAGGGAAACUUGCCAAAGAAAAAAAAGAGUUCACGGAGCGUCUGCGGUGGACGGCGCAGUUCUACGGGCGCGCGGAGCAGGCGGGCGUGGUGGGCGGGCUGUGGCGCGAGCGCGAGCUGCGCGUGCGGCUGGCGGAGCUGCACCGGUACCGGCUGGCCGGCGUCACGCGCCUCGAGGAGUGCGCCCACUACGACCAGCACGCCGCGCUCCGCAAGCACCCGCUCCACGUGAGGCCCCGCCUGCUGGGCAGCAGUGGGUGCCUGGACACCAAUCAGAUAAAAGAGCAAACGCAGACCAACACGCAGCAGCAAAGAAAAAGAGACGGAGAAAGCGGCUCAAGUUCCACCAGCCCAAGGUGCACACGGGACGGAAGUAUCGCAUGUGGAUGCUCCAAAAAGAGCUCAUGCAACAACAGCAACGGCGGAUGCUCGAGGCAUCUGCUGACCAAUAAUGAAAUUCAGCUGUGUGCCUCGCUGAGUCUGGCGCCAGCGCAAUAUGUGACCAUCAAAGGAGUGCUGCUGAGGCGGCCGCCCGCUCCUGAUUCCGACAUCGAUCUCGCUAUUCGACACUACCUGCACACCGCCGGCUGGAUACGUAACUAGCAUAUUAUUUAACUUAAGAUUGUUAUAUUGAUUAUAUAAAGUGCUAGCUAUACUUAUGAGCACCUAUGCAAAUUUAGUGCAAUGUGGCUUAUGGUUAUCUGGAUCUCAAGAAUACCUACGACUUUAGGAAUACAUAUUAUUUUUUAAUAAUGUCAAGGUCUACAAAUCUAUGACAUACAUUUUAUAUUUUAUGCAAAAUUGAUUAUUUUCGGACUUGAUUCUUUCGUUUUCUUGAUUUUGACGAAAUUAGCAAAAAUCACCAUCUUUAUUUUUAUUAUGUUUCCGUUAUUUCGGCAGUGUUUCUACCGCCCAUGAUCACGGGUUUUCUUUCAUUGUUAGAAGAAAAAUCUGAUAAACUCUUAGUAAAAAUAUUACAUAUUAUAUACCUUUAGUUUGUUU
Achroia grisella is the source of this 1824-nucleotide messenger RNA. RefSeq names its product transcriptional adapter 2B (gene Ada2b). The transcript has 10 exons. Lineage: Eukaryota; Metazoa; Arthropoda; Insecta; Lepidoptera; Pyralidae. Gene Ontology annotation, biological process: regulation of transcription by RNA polymerase II; chromatin remodeling. Bases 91 to 1425 code for a protein of 444 amino acids. Gene Ontology annotation, cellular component: nucleus; SAGA-type complex. Gene Ontology annotation, molecular function: transcription coactivator activity; zinc ion binding; chromatin binding. The record is from RefSeq and is a predicted model, not a curated record.